Molecule: messenger RNA, 4269 nt
Organism: Strongyloides ratti
Lineage: Eukaryota; Metazoa; Nematoda; Chromadorea; Rhabditida; Strongyloididae
Exons: 3
Coding region: 1-4269 (1422 amino acids)
Biological process (GO): 5S class rRNA transcription by RNA polymerase III; transcription initiation at RNA polymerase III promoter
Cellular component (GO): transcription factor TFIIIC complex
Molecular function (GO): DNA binding
Source: RefSeq, a predicted model, not a curated record
AUGACUACAGUGUCUAAUCUAAAUAAAACAAUAAUUGUUACACCUAGAAAUUCGAGGAUUUUACGAGAAGAAAAAGCUAAUGAUACAUCUUUUAUUGGAACAGCUGUGGUAGGUGAAGAAGCAGCUUCACAAUAUAGUGAACGUUAUUAUAAAUAUGAUCCAAAAAAUUGGAAUCCAAUGUUAUUGUAUAGAACUCCAACUGAUGUAAUAAAUCAAGUGCUUCGUGAAGCAGGUGGUGAUGGUGCAGAUAGAUAUGAAAUCGGUCAUGCACUUGGAUUAAAUUGCCAUAUUAAAUCUGGAAAUCGAAUAGUUUCUCAAUAUAUUCAAGAAUUAACAAAAACUUUUCCAAAUGAAAUUGGACAAUUUCAUAAAAUGAAUGGAAAAAUAAGAUCUAUAAGAUAUUAUAUAAAAGAAUGUCAUGUGAAUGCUUUCCAAGUUUUAUACGAUGAAUUUAAAAAAAUAACUGGAAGAGAUUGCCCUUUUAAAUGUGGUGAUGUAUUUAAAUUUCCAGGAGCAAAUUUGAAUACUCUACGUUUGUCAGACAUUACAUUGAAACGAAUGAAUUAUGUUCUUAAGAAACUCGAAGAAGAAAAAGUUGUUGUUACAUAUUUUAGAUUAGUUAAACAUAUUCAAGAUAUUGAAUCUAAGGAAGGUUAUAAAUUUCAAAUGGAUAAGAAGUCUUUAGUAAAAAUUAUUGUUGCUUUAGAAAGAAAAGGACUUCUUAAGAUUACUGAAAGCGUUGUUAAUUAUGGAGAUAGUGAAAUAUCAGUAAAAUGUGUAUGUCAUCGAAGUAUUAUUGAUAAAAAUGAUCCAUUAAUUCCUAUAGCUAUUGCUAAUUUAAUAAAAAUUUAUGAAUCCGAAUCUAGGCUUUUUCCGAGUGGUCAACUUCGUUAUCCAACUUCUACUAGGCAAAAUAACGAAGAUGAAGAUCCAAAAAAGAAAGCUCAAAGGCUUGCUAGUGCUGAAAGGAAAAGAUUAAAAAGACAACGUGAUAAAGAGUCACGGCUCAGUAGUAGUAAUGCUAAAGAUAAAGAAGUUAAACCUCCAAAAUCAAAGAAACGGAAAGAGUCUACAACAGAUAGUAGUAGUGCCCGUGAAACAUCUUCUGAAAGUAAUGUAGAAUGUGAAGAUACCCUUAAUGAAACUGUUUCUACGAGGAAAGUCAUCAAAAUUAAUAAGUUUGUAGCCAAUCAAGGAAAGUCAAUGAAAUUAAUGAUGCUCCACGAACUGUUAUUUUAUUUCGUCAAUUGUUACAAACCUGGGAUGAAGUCAUACCAAGAUAGAUUUCCUAGAGUAAAUGAAGUUAAAUUAGAACUUGUUGGUAAACCAGAUUCAGAAUUGGAUGCCUCAUCUUUAGCAUCAUCUCUUUCUAAAAGAGUUAUUCAUUGUAUGGAAUCAAUUGAUUUUAAAAUACCAAUAAAUGAAAUUCCUGUUGUUGUAAAUGAAGAAUCUUUUUAUAGGUUUGUAACUCCAUUAGCUCCAGGUUCAGAGAUUCCAGAUGGAUGGUUUGCUAUAAGUGAACUUUUAAAUGUUUUACCUCUAACAAUAAUAGCAUUUAUUUCAAAAUACUCUAAUGACCAUCCAAUUUUAAUGGAGUUUCUUAAAGAUCCUAUAAAAAGAUACAUUAUGUAUGCUGAUCUUCCACCAAUAUUUAGACAUAAAAUUUUUCCAAUAUCUAAACUUACAAGAGUUAUUGAACAUAAGUUAAUGUUACUAGCUGGUAUGGGUCUUCUAAUUUUAUCAAAAAAAGAUGAAAAUAAAAAGGAGAUUGAAGUAGAAACAUCACAAGAUUUGUUUUACUUAACAAAAGUUAAAACUAUAAGAGACACCAGUACUGCACCACCAAGUUAUAUGAAAAUUACUGGAGAUAUGAAUGAAUACAAAUCUUAUAUUCAUAAAUUAGACUCAAUAGAAAAAAUAACAAAAUUCUGGCAUCAUGUUAGGGCAAUAUCAUUGUCAACACAUUUCAGUUUUAAACGACUUUUAGGAGAUGGUGAUCUUGAUUGUAAUAGGCAAUUUCUUACAGGAUUAAUUGAGAAAGAUAAAUAUAGAAGACCAAUUCAACAAUACAAUGAAGAAUUAAAUCUCAAUGAUUCUGACAAAGGAUGUGGAGGAUUUCAUCCAAGUCUUUUUAUGCAUCUAAAGCGUCAUUGGGAUAUUAAUACAGGUCCUGAUGAUAUCUUUAAAUGGUUUAGUGCAAAAUUAUCAUUAUCUGGUGAAAGUGUAAAAGAAUUUAUUCAAAAAUCUGUAGCUAAACUUAAUAAUGGUUGGAAUUCAUGUAUUCAUCUUCUUAUGGCUUCAGAUGGUCUUAUUUACAAAGGAUACAAGAAAAAGCAAUCCAAAAUUUCUGAUCCAAAUUGUACUGGAUUACCUAUAUUAAAAAGAAUUUCAACACAAUCUUUAUCAAAUAACAUAAAACAUAAGAAAAUAAAUGGUGAAUCUGUUAUUGAUGACAAAGGAUAUCUUAUUGUAAAACGAUCUAAAACUAAACGUAAACAUUUAGAUGAAAAAGACAUUCGUGUAAUUCAGGAUCGAACUCAAUUACGUGUAAAAUAUACAAAACGUGAAAAAGAUCUUUUAAUAAUGAUAAGAGCUGUUAGUUAUUUUUUAAAACCAAUAUAUCGUAUUUGGGUUUCACCAUCAUUGAUUCGUGAUUUAAUGCAUAAUUAUGUUCCAGAAUCUAGAACAAAAACAAUUCAAAAUAUUCUUUCAGCUGGUACAAGAGAAAUGGGACGAGCUCAGGGAAGAGUUGAAUUUUUCCGCUACGUUGGUGUUUUUGAAGGAAAUCCAGGAAUGGUAGAAUUAAGAGGAAAAAUGAUUGAUACAACAAAAUCAAAAGAAAAUGAAUCCGUAAAUGAUAAUGUAUUUUUAGAUGCUUUUAAUCUUGCUUAUAGUAUAAUUUUUGAUGAUGACAAAAAUGUUCCAGAAGCUUCAGUAAGUGAUGAAAACUUUUUUAACUAUUACAAAGAAAAAAAUGAAGACAUUAUUGAUGGAGAUACAUCAAUACCUAAUGAUAUUUUUUCUCCACCAAAAAAUCUCAUUGAUAUUCAACAAGAAUUGUCAUUCCAUGUUAUGUUAUCAUCUUUGCUACAUAAUACAACAGAAUGUUUUUCUGAUGAAAGUAUAAAAAUAGAAAAAUUAGCUUUUACUUUAAUUAAAAGUCGUUUAUCUGAUGUAAUUAUAAAAAUGAAAUCUGAGAGUAUUAUUUGUAAACCAAAAGGUAUGGAACAAAUAUUAAAUAAUGAUUCAAUAGUCGUGUCUGCAAGUAUGGCUAUUUUAUCAACUCAUUUUAGAUACAUGUUUAAUGUUAGAUAUCAUAGUGAUAUUAUAUUACAAAGUAUUAAUGAUUACAAAAAUAUUAUUGAAACAAAAGAUUGUACCAAUAUAUAUACACCAGGAGGAUUAGUAUUAGUUGGAGAUUUGAUGGAAUCUCGUGGAAUGCAUUCUUCUAUAACCAUGGGAAAAGAAUUUAAUAAAAUAAUUGAUAUGGAAGAAGAAUUAAGUGGAAGUAGUGGUUUAAAAAGAAAUAAACAUCUUGAAAGUGCUAAUAUGAUGUUAGAUGAUAUUCAUCUUAGAUAUACAGACAUACCAAAACUUAAUUUUAAACCUGUUGAUCCAAUAGAAGUUGCAUCAGAAAUGAUACAAAAGGUACCAUUUUCUGAAAUUAAAUGGUUGGAUGAGGAUACAUUUAUUAAAGAUUUUAAAAAUGACACAGUAAGAACAAAACAAUUAUUAAAUCUUUUUCCAAAACUUAAGGAUGCUACUAAUAUUGGUUUGACUGCUGAAGAAAUUAGUGAUAUUUUAGAAUUAAGCUAUAAAGAGACAGUUGAACUUUUAAAUAUUUUAAUUCAAAAAAAUUUAAUUUUUGUUUGUGGAAUUGACAAACGACGAUAUAUUUCUAUAAGACAUUCAACUGAUUGGGUUGUUGCUAGUGAAGAACGUAUAUGCUUUAUGAUGCGUCCAUGGCUUAAUUCUAAAGGUGAUGUUAAUAUAUCAAUUUUAAAAUGGAUGUCAGAAUGUAUAUUAUUAAAAAUUAUUGACAAUCCAGUUUUUGAAAUUUUGGAAUUUUUGGAAAAAAUUAAAACUGUGAUUCUUGAAAGAAAAGUUACAUCAAACUCUGUUGUAUUAGAUCCAUUUACCAAAGAAAAAAAAAUGAUUACUAUAUGGGAAGUUCAACCAUUUCAUAAUGCUUUAACUCGAUUUGCACAAACAUUUGCCAAUGUAGACUAUAAACCACUUUUUACUAAAGAGUGUUAUCAGUAUUUUUAA